Messenger RNA from Lotus japonicus, 1071 nucleotides. RefSeq names its product thaumatin-like protein 1. Bases 60 to 791 code for a protein of 243 amino acids. The transcript has a single exon. Gene Ontology annotation, biological process: defense response. Gene Ontology annotation, cellular component: extracellular region. The record is from RefSeq and is a predicted model, not a curated record. Lineage: Eukaryota; Viridiplantae; Streptophyta; Magnoliopsida; Fabales; Fabaceae.
AGCAACCAUUCUUUUCAUCCAUUCAAACAUCACACCCCUCUUAUUUAAAAUCACUUGAAAUGGGUUACCUCACACUAUCCUCCCUCCUCCUUAUGCUCACCGCCUCUCUCGUCACACUGACCAGAGCAGCAAACUUUGAGAUCGUCAACAACUGCCCCUACACUGUGUGGGCAGCUGCCAGCCCUGGUGGAGGCCGCCGCCUCGACCGCGGCCAGACAUGGAACCUGGGGGUCAACGCAGGCACUGCAAUGGCCCGUAUCUGGGGCCGCACCGGGUGCAACUUCGACGGUGCUGGCCGCGGCCGGUGCCAGACCGGAGACUGCACCGGUGGGCUCAAUUGCCAGGGCUGGGGUGUCCCACCAAACACGUUGGCAGAGUUCGCUCUGAACCAAUACGGGAACCAAGAUUUCUAUGACAUCUCACUCGUUGACGGAUUCAACAUCCCCAUGGACUUCUUCCCCCUCAACGGUGGAUGCCACAAGAUCAGUUGCACCGCCGAUAUCAACGGACAGUGCCCCAAUGAGCUGAGGGCCCCCGGUGGAUGUAACAACCCUUGCACCGUGUAUAAGACUAAUGAGUUUUGUUGUACCAAUGGACAAGGAACCUGUGGGCCCACUAAUUUCUCACGGUUCUUCAAGGACAGGUGCCAUGAUUCUUACAGCUACCCUCAGGAUGAUCCCACCAGCACUUUCACUUGCCCUGCUGGAUCUAACUACAAAGUUGUGUUCUGUCCUCUGGGAUCUCCUCAUGUGACCCUUAUGAUGCCUGGAAAUGAUACCAGGGGGUACUGAAAGGGGGGAAAAUGGAAUAAUUUGGAAGCUAGCUAGAUAGGUCCUUCAUUGGGCCUAGAAGAAAUAUGAAGUUUUUGUUAAAACUUCUUCACUUGUGAUGAUGAUCAAUAAGCUUGGAGUUUGUUUAGUGUGUUUUUCCGUUUGUGUAAUAAAAAAAUGGAGGAAAUUGUGAAGGGUUGUUUGCCUUCUAAAAAUAUAUGGAGCUUCUUCUAUGUUAUGAUCGGAGAUCGAUCAUAACUUUAUUGUUGAAAAAGUUAAAACGACUUGUGCUUUCCUUCUA